AUGAUGUGCGCCGAAGUGGUGCUCCUGCAUGACUCCUGCAGCGCGGUGCAAGUGUUUCUCGAGGUGCGCCGAAACGAAAAGAGCAGGGCCGUGCGGAAAUCUAUUGCUGGCUACGUUCUGCGGGCCCUCACAGCAGAGGCAACGUUUUCUAUCAGGUACGGAACGCGUGGCCUUCCCUCCUUAUUGCUUUUCCGCGUCGGUAAGGCGACAGGCAUCGACGGCGCCUGCUACGUUGCCCUCCCCUCACGUGGUCGCUUCUUCAUUGACUACUGUCUGGCGUGGGGCCGCCAUGCGCACUACGGGCAGGCGCGGCAGUACGCGGCGCGGUGCAGAAUGGCGAUGCUGCAGACCGUGGGUGGUGGGUGGGCCUCGUUGCGCCGCGCAGACAAGGCCCUGAUGUGCGCCAUCAUGUUGUACGAGACGGCAGCGCGCAUCCACGACGCUGCCACACUACGGAAGUGCCGUGUGUUUGUUGGGUGGGCACAUCUAUGGAACGGCGAUGUGCGGCGGGCUGUUGACAUUUUUGAGCAGCAGCGGCGGGAGGCGCAGGUGGAGGGCGACGCAGUGCAGGAGCGUCGUUGCAUCUCCGCCAUCCACUACGCCUGCCACGGCCCGUCGGUUGUUGUCGCCGGUGGCGCGCGGGGUCACGGCGGGUUUCAUCUCUCCGAGUGUUGGACCGAACUCUUCGCAUGA
This is a messenger RNA of Trypanosoma rangeli, 693 nucleotides long. RefSeq lists its product as uncharacterized. NCBI's taxonomy places the organism in Eukaryota, Euglenozoa, Kinetoplastea, Trypanosomatida, Trypanosomatidae. Bases 1 to 693 code for a protein of 230 amino acids. The transcript has a single exon. The record is from RefSeq and is a predicted model, not a curated record.